GUAUCACCAGCACACCACGAGCAACCUGGAGCAGCAUCCCUGGAGGCUGGAGCACGGGCCGCAGCAGGGUGCUGCUUGGGGCGAACACAUGUUGAACGCAUGUUGAAGGAGCCGCAGGUUCUGCCAAGGAGGAGGAAGCACUUAGCUGGAUUGCGGGGAAGCAGUGGCACCAACAGCACUGCUGCUUAUUCCACAUG
Molecule: messenger RNA, 197 nt
Organism: Closterium sp. Yama58-4
Lineage: Eukaryota; Viridiplantae; Streptophyta; Zygnematophyceae; Desmidiales; Closteriaceae
Source: the annotation of a GenBank genome assembly